This is a messenger RNA of Tachysurus vachellii, 2350 nucleotides long. RefSeq names its product ovarian cancer G-protein coupled receptor 1 (gene gpr68). Gene Ontology annotation, cellular component: membrane. The record is from RefSeq and is a predicted model, not a curated record. NCBI's taxonomy places the organism in Eukaryota, Metazoa, Chordata, Actinopteri, Siluriformes, Bagridae. Gene Ontology annotation, molecular function: G protein-coupled receptor activity. Gene Ontology annotation, biological process: G protein-coupled receptor signaling pathway; cellular response to pH. The coding region runs from base 356 to 1390 and encodes 344 amino acids. The transcript has 2 exons.
CUCGCACCAUCGGAAUUAGUUCAUACACAUGACCUGCUUCACUGCUGCUUCUCACACUGACUGCUUUCCCUUUUAGUUCCGGGAAGCACCACGAGGUUUAUUCUUGCACGUCUUGAUCAUUUCACUAGUGUGAGUGUGAGUGGAUGUGUGGAUGUGUGCACACUUACUGUAAAGCGCUCUGCCGCAGCGCUCGCGCUCAUUACUAAUCUCUUUAACGCUACAACAAGCAUCGGAGGAGAAGAUACAAGAUAACAUCAGGGUGGAAAAAAAUCCCAUGGAAGGGUAUCUGUGAGAAUGAACCUCAGUGGCUAAAACAGGGGGUACGGUCUACUAGAAAUAAUCUGUCAUACCGAACAUGUCUGACGAUUCGAUCAACUGCACUAUCAACCACAAAAUUCACCAGUACCUCUUUUCCGGCACCUACAUCCUGGUUUUACUGGUGGGAUUUCCUACCAAUGCCUACUCUCUGUACCAUGCCUGGCUUCAGAUAAGGGCUCGCAAUGAGUUGGGGGUCUACCUGCUUAACCUGACUGUGUCUGACCUCCUGUACCUGGCCUCUCUGCCUGUUUGGCUGCAGUACAUCUUUUAUGGAGAUAACUGGAUUUACAGUGAGUGGGCCUGCAAAGUGUGUGGCUUUCUGCUGUAUGACAACAUCUACAUCAGCAUAGGCUUUCUGUGCUGUAUCUCGAUAGACCGUUAUCUGGCUGUGGUCUAUCCCCUCCGCUUCUCCUCACUUCGCACCAUGAAAGCAGCAGCAGUAGUCAGUACCAUAGUGUGGCUUAAGGAACUUGCCGUAGGUAUCGUCUUUUUCCAACACAAGGAGCUGAGCCGCGACAAGACUAAUGAAUUGGUGUGCUUCGAGCACUAUCCCAUGCAGACUUGGGAGAAGCCAAUAAACUACUACCGUUUCUACGUGGGCUUUUUGUUUCCGUUAGGAAUCCUGUCCAUCUCAUAUUUUCGGGUCCUACGGGCUGUUGGCAAGAGCGCAGGGACGCAGACUGCCCAGAAAAAACGCAUCAAAAGCCUGGUCACCAUCACCAUCAUCAUCUUCCUGGUGUGCUUUUCGCCAUACCACAUCUUUCUGCUGGUGCGGACGCGGCUGGAGACCGAAUGUUCGUUUGUUGAGAAGAUUUUUAACUAUUACCACUUCUCGCUCUUGCUCACUAGUUUAAAUUGCAUAGCUGACCCAGCACUCUAUUGCUUUGUCAGUGAAAGUGUCCAGUACAGCAUCCAACAAGCUGCAGAGGCUUGUGCCCACGUUCUCUGCUGCUGCUGCUCCAAACGCGAGAGCACCUACAACAUGGACUCCAUACAACAGGAAGCAGCAGCACCUACUUACAAUGGCACAGGCACCUCUGUGAACAAACUGCUGCAGCAAACCAAAGUGUAACUUCAGAAGAGUUCUUUAGGAGAUUUUAAUCAAUUUCCUUUGAAAUGUGGCUUGAUAAUUUGAUAAUAAGGGAAAGCAUGUUAUUUCUGUGUAUUACAGUAUACUGUGCUGAUGCCUUAUUGAGGCUAUAUGCUUUAUUUUGUCUAUGUUUUAUUUAAUGUUUUUAUACCAAGUUUAAUGACGUGUAUUUCUCAGGGACUUUCACUGCUGGUUAAUAUUCAAGUUUUGAGGGAGGAUUUAGAUUUUAAAGGCUAGACCAGGCCAGUUGAUAAAGUCUACAGAGUUCCCUCAGUGUAACUAACAUGAACUGUUCUCAGCAGAAAGACAGUGGUGAGAUAUGUUUCUCAUUUACAAUAAGUUUACAGUCUAGAACGUACUACCUGUUAAUGCAUGUUUUGAAAUAUAUGCAUUGUAUUCUAUGUACAAAGGAAAUUCUCAUUUUUAGAUCAGGUAUACUGUAUUUCAUUUUUAUUCUCCAUUUUCUAAUAUUAAGGGAAUAUAGUGGCUUAGCGGUUAGCAUGUUUGCCUCACACCUCCAGCAUUGGGGGCGUGAUUCCUGCAUCCACCCCCUGUGCAAAGAGUUUGUAAGUUCUCCCGCUUCUCUCUCCCAGUCUUAAGACAUACAUUGUAGGCUGAUAUGCAUCUCUAAAAUUGUCUGUAGUGUGUCAGUGUAUGAUAGUGCAUUGGAUAUUUUGGAACCACAUCCACAGUGUCCUUGCCAUGUGCCCCAAGUCUCCUGGGAUAAACUUCAGACACAACACAACACACAAAGUAAGAUUUACUGUACAGAAAAUGGAUCGAUUUUAAAUAUAUAUGUUUACUGUGGUACUCAGGCAUCAGAAAAUAUUCUCUCAGUGUGUUAAUCUACAAUAUUUACAACCACUGAAAUUUACAAUACAUUUCUUAGUAGACGCUGUCACAUAUACAGAAUGUGCAUUAAAGAGUGUGUCUGUCAGUAAC